Salvelinus namaycush (lake trout) is the source of this 7191-nucleotide messenger RNA. Its product is annotated as rho guanine nucleotide exchange factor 40-like. Lineage: Eukaryota; Metazoa; Chordata; Actinopteri; Salmoniformes; Salmonidae. The transcript has 24 exons. The record is from RefSeq and is a predicted model, not a curated record. Bases 1 to 5328 code for a protein of 1775 amino acids. Gene Ontology annotation, molecular function: guanyl-nucleotide exchange factor activity.
AUGGCUACCAGUGAGAUGGCAGUCAAUGCCAUGGAGCUCACUGCCUCCUUGACCUUUUGGGUGGUGACAGGGCUAAGGAACCCUGAGUCUUUAGACAGGUCCAUCCAGAACACCCUCUCAGUCCUCUACCCUCCCUUCGAGGCCACAGCCCCCACCGUCCUGAGCCAGCUCUUCCAGGUCAUAGAGGAACGUUACCAAGGAGAUGCACUCAAGUGUCUGCUGGACUUCCUCAUUACAGCCAAACACAUCCUUGAGAGUGUUCAGCAGGCUGCCUGUGCCCAGUACUCUGAUGUGGUGUUCCGCUGUGAGGGCUGGCCUCUGUGUCUGCAUGAGAAGGUGGUGAUCCAGCUUGCCUCCAUCAACCCCCUAUUGCUGCGCCCAGGGGACUUCUACCUGCAGGUGGCACCCUUCUCUGAACAGUCCGCCCGCAUUGUGGUCCGGAGCCUGCUGGGGGAGGAGGAGGGACAGGGUCGGGAGGUAGAGGAGACACCCAUCCCUGAGACCUCCUACCCCUGCAUCUUCACUGAGGACUGGCUGGGGGAGCUCAACCAUGGCCGCCAUGGCACCCUUCUCAGCCACUGUAUCCUCUCCACAGACCAGGGCAUGGUGAAGGUGCCAUGGGCACAGGUGGCUCUACCUGAGUUUGUGGAUAAACCCAGAACUAUGGCCUUGUCAUCUCCUAACCCUGCUGCUACUCAACAGGAGAAAGUGGCAAGGCCAGGGCCCUCGUUGGCGCUGUCUCCCCCUGCCUCUGGGUACUCUGUGGAGACUAGGAUCUCUCCUGCUAAACAUGGCAUUGCGGUGUCACUGUGUCUGGUGGACAGUAACUGCUCCAGGCUGGUUAAGGUGGAUCAGGAUAGGCCUGUGGUUAAGCCCAUUGGCUGGGUGUCUCCCAACACAUGGGACAGCCGCAGCAACAACACCUCUGAAGUUGAGGGGGAAUACAUAGACUUGGUGGAGUUCACUAAGCAGAAAGAAGCGUUGCUCAGUGGGGCUCACAGUCACACACACCCCAGAGCACCCAUAUUUAGGCUUGUCACCCUCAACAGGCCUGGUGUUCCUCCGGCUCCAGCCCUGCCCCCGCCCCCGGCCUUGGCUCCAGCCCCCCACCGGCCCCUCAGGGAACCGUUACACUGUGGCCGGACCGUCCGACUCCCCGAAGACCCACCCUGCACCCCUUGCAUGAGGAGGAGAAUGGGCCAGGUGUCCAAAGCAGAGGAGAUCAGGUGCCGGUACAGAGAGUCUUACCAUUCAGCACUGCAGAACCCUGUUACCAUUGAGAGAGACAAUAGACUAAACACACUGGCGGUUCUGGAGGAGGCUAGUCCAUGUGAGGGGAGGCUGGGACCAGAGGGUAAAGAAUUAUGUCCUGGUCCCUCCCAGCAGUGCUACUAUCCAGACCCAGGUCACCAUGACCAGACUCCCCCUGUUAGCACGGUUCCCUGUUGGAAGUCUGGAGAAAAUGUCUCCCAGGCUGGCCAACCCUCCAUACCCGUUACAAACGGACACCAGACCCCUCCACUUGAAAUUACCCAGCAGCCCCUGGGUCACUAUGCUGUGCCCAGUUCUAAGGUCCUGUUACCAGCCUCAGCAGAACCCAGCACUCACCAUCUCCAGAUGGGAGUCGCAUGUCUAACUGGUGGCAGAGACAGGACAGGUCGGUUGGUGGUUGAGGUCUACGGAGACAAGGAAGGAUGGAGAUCUCCUUUAGUGUCUAGUCUGGAACUCAGCAAACUGCUGCUCUACCUCCACUCCAUAAUCAGGCGAGAACUAAGAGAACUUGGAAUGACACUAGUUAUUGAUGCUCGGAAGACUCCACCUCCACCACAGUUCAAUAAGGCCUUGUUGGUGGUUCAGGAGCAGAUUCCCCAUGCAAUACACAGUGUCUUGAUCCUAGUGGAGAAGGAGAGCUGCCAUCGCACAGAGAAAUGUCCUAGACUACAGAUUGCUGUGGUGACCUCACUGAAGGGGUUGCACAAGCUGGUGGAGGGGAGCCAGCUGAGCUCAGGCCUAGAGGGCACCCUUCCCUACAACCACAUUAACUGGCUGCAGCUCCAUCAGAAACUUCAUCCCUUUAUGUCAGAUCUCCAAGAGGCCUCAGGUUUGCUACUAACGGCCAUCAGGAAACUAGAGGAAGGCCGUAAGAUUGACACAGUGCAGGAUGUACAGAGGUGUAUUCUAGAACAGAGAACUCUGAUGAAGGAUGUUCUGGAGGACAGACAGUUGGUCGCUUUGCAAAGGGAGGGAGGAGCCAUGCUGGCUAGACUGAGAAGGGAGAGUGACCUCAGAUACUCUCACUGUGAGGAUUACAGUGAUGCAGUGGAUUCUGUGACCUGCAUGUACAACCAUGUAGAGGAGCAGGCCCAUGUGCUGGUGCACAGAUCCAACAUGUCCCUGGAGCACCUUGAAUACCUGCUCCAACUCAGAGAAAUGGAGGGCCACUUCUCUAAGAUCAGGGAAUGGUUUGAUGCAGAAGGGGAACGGCGGUUGUUGGAGGCAGAAUCCGUGGAGGACUCUAGAGAAAGAGUGGAGCAGACUCUCCGUAGUUUCAGUGCAUUCCUCACUAAAGCCAAUGAGCAGAAGCACAAGGUUAUGGCCCUGGUGACGGAGGCAGAGAAGAUCCAGGGCCCAUCUCCAUACCCUGAGACUGAGGUGUUCAGGACCAUGGUCUGCACCUUCAAAUCUGGCCUGGCUGACUUCCUCUCCCGGGCAGAGAAGUGCUGUAGUGAGCUGGAGACUAUGGUCACUGUGUGCAACUUCUGUGAGCAGGCUACUGAGCUGGCCAAAGACUGCAGACAAUACCUGGACCAGGUUGUCAGACGCCCAGAGACAGAUGAUGUCUCUACACUGCAGAAGUACCAGGAGAGCUUUGUCCAGUUCUCCUCAGAGCUCUUCCAGGAGGUGAAGGCCCAGGCGUGUGCUUUGAGGGGCUCCAGGGGCAUGCGGGUGUGGAACGUAGCGUGGCUAAAGUGUCAGGAGGUCAGGCAUCAGCUAGAGGAGAGACUGCAGGAUGUGGAGAGGGCCUUGCGGAACACAGGCCCCUGGCAUGAACAACUUAGAGCUGGUGAGGAUGAGGCCUUGGUUCAUACAGUGACUCAUCAUGAUGGGGCUCUGGUACUGCCCAGACCUGGUCCACCACACUGGUACAAUCCUCCAUCAGGCUCUAUGAUGGGAAGGUAUCACGGGGCCUUGGAGAGCAGGAACAACUCUGUGACCUGCUGUAAUAUAAACUUCAAGCCUGAGAAUAACAGACCUUGUAAACGGUCAAAGACCACCACCAUGCCGGCCUCUCCCCAUAUCAGAUCCAUUAGGAGAGCGGAGAGAGAGCCCAGAGGGAGAGAGGCCUGCCAAGGGAGGAGCAGAGAGGCCGCCACCCUUGCCGACUCGCACACUGUGGGCUGUGAGUGGUUCCCGUGGCAACGCGGGGGCCUGGGCCGGUCCAUGAGCGAGGACUCGUGUGCGACCGCCACGUCCAGUCAGUCUGAGUCUUGCGUCCAGACACCUUCCUGCUCCCAUGGGAAACCCUCCUGUCGGAUCCUGCAGGCCGCUCAGAAGUUCCAGAUCUCACGGCAUGGCAGCUUCUGCUCAGAGGAAUCCUGUAGUGUCCAAGAGGGGGCAGAGAGGACCUCUUCAAGGAAUACUAGCCCAUCAGUGAGGAGGUGUGAGGGAACAACAUCAUUGGCAAGUUCAGAGGAGAAGGCUGGCAAUAUUAUGAAGCUGCAGCGGAUCAUGGCAGAGCUACUGUUAACAGAGAGGGAGUAUGUGCGCUCCCUGGGUUACAUCCUGACUCAUUACCUCCCCCUGCUGGAGAGGCCUGACGUGCCACAAGACCUGCGGGGCAAACGUGGAGUCAUCUUUGGGAACCUGGAGAAGCUGUAUGACUUCCACGGCCAUUUCUUCCUCAGAGAGCUGGAUGCCUGUCAGACAGAGCCUUUACAAGUGGCUCGCUGCUUCCUGAGACACAGAGACAGUUUAGGCCUCUAUGCUCUCUACAGCAAGAACAAGCCUCAAUCAGAUGCCUUAAUCCUUCACCAUCGCCCUGACAUCUUCAAGAGGAAGCAGCAGGAACUGGGGGAUCACAUGGACCUGUCCUCCUACCUCCUGAGGCCCAUCCAGAGGAUCAGUAAGUACAGCCUGCUUCUGCAGGACAUGCUGGGGAUGUGUGCGCCUCAGAGAGACAGGGAAGAGCUCCAGGCUGCAGCCGACGUGGUCCGCUUCCAGAUGCGUCAUGGCAACGACCUCCUCACCAUGGACGCAAUCCAGGACUGUGACGUGAAUCUGAAGGAGCAGGGCCAGCUGAUUCGCCAGGAUGAGUUCAUCGUGUUCUUCAGAAAUAAGAAAUGCUCCCGCCGUAUUUUCCUCUUCCAGGAUCUCAUCCUCUUCAGCAAGACCAAGAAGACCAAUGUGGGCAAUGAUGUGUACAUCUACAAACAGUCUUUCAAGACAUCUGAUAUUGGGAUGACCCAUAACUCUGGAGAGAGUGGUUUCUGUUUUGAGAUCUGGUUCCGGAGGAGGAAGUUCCAGGACACGUACACUCUGAAGGCUGACAGGGCGGAGGUGAAAAGCGCCUGGACCAGAGACCUGGAGCAGAUCCUCUGGGAACAAGCUGCCUACAGCAGAGAGCUGAGGAUACAGGAGAGAGUGUUCAUGGGCACGGGGAGGAAACCUUUCAUGGACAUACAGCCUAACGAGGCAGCCAUCUGUGACAGGGCCGUCAAUUGGGACAGGGCAGGCGUCGGUGACAGGGCCGCCAACUGUGUCCUGCUAGGAAGAGCUCCUGUGCCGUCUUUUCCACAAACAGAUCUUGAAUGUCUCCGGCCCAACUCCAUUGGUUCAGGCAGUAGUGUCUCUACCUCCUGCAGCCACUCAUCUUCCUCCUCUGGACGAGGUUCUUUACCUCCUGUAGGUUACCCUGGUAACCAGAUACAAGGUGGGAAAACCAAUCACAUUGUCUAUUCCUCCCCGGAGACUGUGACGGUGACUGAAGAUGACCUCAAUAACCAUCAUAAUCACCAGAAACAAAAUCUUCAUCUUCUCAUGGACAGCAUGGAGUCGUCAGGUGAGAGUGGCAGUGUGUUCAGCAGCUCGGAGUGCAGCUGCCUCUCUGCCAUUGGUGGAGAGGUGGAGGACUCGUCAUCUGUCACGUCCCAGAGCUCCCAAUCCUGUGUCACCCAGAGAACAGGAGCACCCAAUCUCAGGAAGAACAGCUCCCCUGCUAUGAUCAGGAAGAAGCCCUCCAUUGCUCCCAAACCACCAGCGCUGGCUGCUCCUCAGAGCCUGCAAAAGGGCAAAAAAAUGGUUGCUAUAGGAAAAUCAACAGAAGUUUAACCAGUGGAUUUAACGGAUGGUUCAUCCUGUGGAUCUCUGAGCAAUGAUGAUGGAGAGCAAUCAGGCUGACAGUCAAUUGAAAACUAUGAUAACAGACUGAAUGGACCACUAGUUAACAAGCACUGAAGAGAAAGUGACUUUUUGUCUUUGAAGAACUAAUGUAUCUGGAAUAUUCUAGCUGAAAUAUCAUGAAAAGGAACACAUGAUGGACUGUGGUCAGUUUUUAAAGUGCUUAUCAUUUAUCUAAUAAUACUACUUAAGCAACCACUUCUUUAUCAGCUACUGCUUUAACUGAAUGGCUAUUGUUUUGCUGUCAUUGGUUCAUAAAACAUACUUUUUUGUCUUUGUAAUACUAGUAGUAUUUCAGCUGUUAACUUUUACAAGGGAUUUCUUUGGAAUUUACACAUCAUUCUCACCAUGUCAUGUUGACUCUCUUGAUGACCCCAUAUUCCCAUGAAAUGUCAAAUAUGGGUUCAUAUUUUUUUCUUCAAAUUACACACAUUUAACACUGUUUAUAAUGUACCGGUACACAUGUCAAACUCAAACAACUGACUAUAGAAACACUUGUUCCCAUUAGUAUUCUCUGCAGGCUCAGGACAACUUGUCAGGUGGCACUCACAUGAUUUCCUGCCCAGAUUUAUAGAUAAAUUAGGGAUCAACUAUUGAUAUCCAGGUGGGAUAGCAGAGGAGCAGCAAGUUACUUAAUAUUUUUUUCCCAUUUGGGUAGAAAGCUUUGUACUAUAUUGCUGUGAAAAAUCUCUGGAAAGGGAGAAAAACACUAAUUUGGAAUAAUUUAAGGGGUCCAUCUGGCAUUCUCAACUCAUCAGAAACCAGUGUCUUCUGACUUCUCCAGUUCAGUUGUUCUAAUAGUCAACAUAUUAUUUUACAAUAUUCAUUACAAACCAUGUACAUUAUUGAGAUCUUUCUUUUCUGUGAAAACUGAAAGCAAUUUUGCUUAGGGCUAGGUUCUAUAAGAACUGCGGUAAACAACAUCUGCAUAGCGGUUGUUUUGGCGAUGUUGUUUUGGGGAGGGGGCCUUCAUGAUGAAUUCAGAUUUUUGUGGCCCCCACCCCCAUCAAAGUUGCCCAUCCCUGUUCUAGGCUAUUGUCUACACUUCAAACAGGCUAUAUGCAUUAGCCUGUCAUUAUUUCUAUCAUCGAUAGAGCCUACACUUUCUAUCGCCAUUUUGAACACACGAGCAGCCGCUCUCCAAUUUGUCAACUCACACUGCAGUUACGGCCAACGCGGGUUUAACUCUUGAUCUGAUUGAAUCACAGUCUAUCUUUUUAACAUGUCAAUAUGGUGAGACUUUCUUUGAAACCACUGUCAUCAAUGUUAGUUUUGUUCAUUGUCCACACUUUUUGGGUUAUAUUUUGGUUUUUCUAUAAUACCCAAUGUAUAUAAUUCUCACUGAAAAGCUAUUUAUUAUAGGAUCAGUGCCAUUUUUGUAGAGAAUUUAGUACUUUUUCCUGUAUUUCUCCAGCAGCUGGUUUGAACAUCAGCUCACACUGAUGUUGUGCAAUCAGAAGAAAUGGGAACAACCUCCUUCAGUGGAAUGUGAAUCCUGACACCUCAGAGGUCACAGGCCAUGACUAAACAUUGUGACCUGACUGACCAAGCGUAGCCCUUUUGGUCAGCACAUAGCCAUCGGUUAAGCAUCAGAUAACAUUGUUGUGUAGGCCACAACGCUCCUCUACCAUAGCUCCCCUCCGCUGUCCUGAACAGUUUGUGUCACAAAUGGGUUACAUACAAUAUCAGUAAACAAAUUACUAAUUGAGAUAUUAUUUAUUUACAUUUGGCCAGUCAUUUAAUUAUAACCUCUGUGUUUAUUCAUGUAUGUAACAUAAAACAAUAAAAGGUUAA